This is a messenger RNA of Aedes albopictus (Asian tiger mosquito), 2528 nucleotides long. Its product is annotated as serine/threonine-protein phosphatase 2A 56 kDa regulatory subunit alpha isoform. Gene Ontology annotation, molecular function: protein phosphatase activator activity. NCBI's taxonomy places the organism in Eukaryota, Metazoa, Arthropoda, Insecta, Diptera, Culicidae. The record is from RefSeq and is a predicted model, not a curated record. Gene Ontology annotation, cellular component: nucleus; cytosol; protein phosphatase type 2A complex. Gene Ontology annotation, biological process: signal transduction; protein dephosphorylation. The coding region runs from base 1516 to 2244 and encodes 242 amino acids. The transcript has 6 exons.
CGCAGGCGAACAAGCGAGCGAGUUGUGUUCAUCUAGCAGCACCAUCGGUAACAUGGUGGGUACCCUACUGCUGCUGCCGUCUUCGUCGUAGUGCGUUUCCACUCACAGACUAAUCGAACGCGGAUCCCUUUUGCCUCAGCUCGAUAGUCGAAUAUCUCUUUUUCGGACGUGUGAGUCUGUGUGUGCAAGCAGUAGAGUAUCGCAAAAAAGGACGGUCUUUUUCUCGGUCUGUCGGUCGGUCGGUCGAACGGUCAAAUCCGGAUUUGGUGCCAUGAAAAUUCGACCCGCUUGAGUCCGUAACGGUUACGGCUAGUUCGGUUACUUGGAAUCAGGUGUGGAGAAGUGUUGUGAUACUGUUUUUGUAGUGCGGAGGAAAACAGUCAAGAUCGGCAGAUUUUAUCAGGAAAUUGGAUAAAACGGGUUGGGACAUAACGUGGCCAAAUUAUAGUGAAUCUUGACGUCCUGCAGAAAAUGAAGUAAAUAUCCGUGGAAAGGUUCGCCAGCGGUUCCACGAAUAGCUGAAAAGUUUACGUGGAUUGUCUAUCAAGGUGUGCUUGUGGAGGAAUCAUUCUUCGAGUGAUGCAAUUGUGAAGAACCGUGAUUUUUUCCUGACAUUUCUGGAUUAGGUGAAAAUUAGUCAUGCGACGGGCCUGGUCCUACUUUGGGCCAUCUAGAUGGAGUUCUUCGACUAAAAUAGCCUCACUUCGAGCCGCGCCUGCCCGUAGUGUUUAGUGUGUUUUGAUAGCGAUCGGAUCGGGAGCCCGAUUGAUGUGCGCGCGCAGCACUGUUCGCGAUCGUCGCCGGUGACUUCCUGAAUGCUGCGUCCAAUAUCAUCGUCAUAAGGGGCGAAGUUGUGGUGUUGUCUGUGGUGAUGCGACGAUGAAUACGCGUCGAAAAUCGAUGCGCUUGCUGUGAUUUGCCUGUGAGAGGCCUGGGCGAUACACCUCGAAUCCGCAAACGUAUGCGUAACAGGUGAAAGAGGUGCAUUGAAUGAAAAGUCACUUCUUGAUCGUAUCGUAUUGGAAAAAUAGUGCUUCAAUGUAAGAGCGGAGUCAGCUGAAAUUCAUCAUUCACAAUACCUUUAGGAAAAGCAAACGUGAUCACAGUAAUCGUAGAAAAAGAAAGAGUGAAAACGUCAGUCAAGUAUUAUCUAGCCGAAAUUUACGAAAAGUGGAUCAACAUCAUCUCAGUGAGCGAAUACAAGCGCAAAAGAAAAUCGGAAAACCACGUAAUCGUUGCGCGAAGUGUGAGUGUGGGUGUGUUUGUUCUGCCGCGGAUGGCGAUCGUGCGAUGUGUUGCGAGCAUGCAGUAGUGUGCGUGAGUUAGCCUGCCAGAACAGCAGUCAUUUGUUACUGUUAGUGUCAUUGUAAAACAUCAUCAAGAAGAUAUAGAAGAAGAAUCAGAAGGAGUCGUCUCCCUUCCUAUAUCAACACCACUACCGAAAGAAAUUCAGCAAUCACUACCACCAAGAAGAAACCAACAGCAGCAACAACAACAACAAAAGGCAGUGUAACAAUGUCGUCCGGAACAUUCGUCGACCGAAUUGAUCCUUUCGCCAAACGUUCGCUCAAAAAGAAAGGCAAAAAAUCUCAGGGUUCAUCACGGUACCGAAGUUCACAGGAUGUCGAACUGCAGCAGCUGCCGUCGCUGAAAGUGGACUGUUCCAGUUUAGAGCAGGAGGAACUGUUCAUCCGGAAGCUGCGGCAAUGCUGCGUCUCGUUCGACUUCAUGGACCCGCUCUCUGAUCUCAAGGGCAAGGAAAUCAAGCGGGCGGCGUUAAACGACCUGUCGGCGUACAUCACACACGGCCGCGGUGUGCUGACGGAAAACGUCUAUCCAGAAAUUAUCAAAAUGAUAUCUGUGAAUCUAUUUCGAACGCUCCCGCCCAGUGAAAACCCGGACUUCGAUCCAGAAGAGGAUGACCCGACACUGGAGGCGUCCUGGCCCCAUCUACAGCUAGUGUACGAGGUGUUCCUACGCUUCCUAGAAUCGGCCGACUUCCAGGCAACCUUCGGCAAGAAGGUGAUCGACCAGAAGUUUGUGCUCCAGCUACUGGAACUGUUCGAUUCCGAGGACCCGAGAGAACGUGAUUUUUUGAAAACCGUAUUGCAUCGUAUAUAUGGCAAAUUUUUAGGAUUACGUGCUUUUAUUCGAAAGCAGAUAAAUAACAUAUUUCUACGUUUUAUAUACGAAACGGAGCACUUCAACGGAGUCGGCGAACUGCUCGAGAUUCUGGGAAGGUAGGUUUCGUGGCAUUCAUACACGCGUAUAUAAGGUAGCAAAGAAAGCCAACAAUAAUUGAUUGAAUCGUAUUGGCCUUCAGAGGCAACGGAAUCGAUUAGCGGUAGAAGAGCGCUUCCUGUGAAGGUCCUUUUAGUCGACACCAUGUGAGGUGAUAUCGAGCGACACCUUCGCUGGGACACAAACCGAUUUAUCGAUUCUUCUGAAAGCGAUGACGACGACAAAGACAGCGCAGAGUCGUUUUCUCAUUCGUAAAAGCAGUGGUUCUCAACCAAAAUGAUUAGGUG